AUGGCUGCUUCUCAUCACCCUUGCACCAGCGUCGCCUCCGAGCUGGAAGGCACGCUCCUCAUCUCCGGCAGCCUCUUCCCAUACUUCUUCCUCGUGGCUCUCGAGGCCGGCGGUCCGCUCAGGGCUCUACUCUUGGUCGCCGCGUACCCUCUCGUCGCGCUGCUCGGCGCCGCCUUCUCGUCGGACGACCUCCCGCUGCUCGCCAUGACCUUCCUGUCCACCGCCGGGCUCGGCGUCGGCGAUGUGACGGCGGUGGCGCGCGCCACGCUGCCCAGGUUCUUCCUGGCCGAUCUCCGGGGCAGCGCGUUCUGGGCCUUGGCGCGCCACGCCACCGGAGGUGAUGAGAGGUACGUCGUCACGCGCCUGCCCAGGCUCGUCGCGGAGCCGUUCGUGAGGGAGUACCUCGGCGCCGACGUCCGCGUAGUUGGCACGGAGCUGCGGGUUGUCGCUGGGAAGCGGUUCUCCGGCACGGUGGUAGCCUCUCCCGGCGUCGUGGGUGGCGGUGACCGGAGCUUGGGUGCUCUGGUGGCCGUUCUUGGGCGCGGCCGGAUCGUCGACGUGGGCCUCUACUGCUCCGGCGGCGCCAGCGCUGGCGGGGACCGUCAGCCGGCGUUUCUGCAGGUUUGCCAGGAGCGCCGCGUGGUGUCCGCGCCGGAGAAGGUGCCGGCGACGCCUCUGCCGAGGAGCGAGUACCCGCGGCCGCUGGUCUUCCACGACGGCCGCCUCGUGUGCCGGCCCGACCCGCUCGCGUGCGUCGCCAUCUUCCUGUGGCUCCCGCUCGGCGUGCUCCUGUCCGUGACGCGCCUCCUCCUCGGCUUCCUCCCCCACGGCGCCGGGCUUCCUCCUCGCCGCGGCCACCGGCUUCCGGAUACGCGGCACCCUCGGUGGAGCGGCGGAGCCGGCGGGCCCGGGGCGAGGCACAUUGUGACCGCCGUGACGUACAGCCUCUCGAGCUUCUCGGAGCUGAUCGCGCCGAUCCCGACCGUCCGGCUGACGCGCGACCGCGGCAGGGACAGCCGGAUCAUGCAGGGCGAGCUCACCCGCGGCGACCUGGUGGUCUGCCCGGAGGGCACCACCUGCCGGGAGCCCUACCUGCUCCGGUUCAGCCCGCUGUUCGCCGAGAUCGCCGGCGAGGUCACGCCGACGGCCGUCCGGGCCGGCGGCGCCAUGUUCCACGGCUCCACGGUGCGGGGACACAAGUGGCUCGACUCCCUCUUCUUCCUUAUGAACCCGGCGCCGUGGUACGAGAUCCGGAUCCUCACGCCGGUGGCCAGCUGCGGCAGUGACGGCGGCGGCGCGUCGAGCGUCGACGUGGCGAACGGCGUCCAGCGCGUGAUCGGCGACGCGCUUGGGUUCGAGUGCACCGGGCUCACGCGCAGGGACAAGUACCGGAUGAUCGCCGGCCACGACGGCGUCGACGCGAGGUCGGCGUCGUAG
Molecule: messenger RNA, 1437 nt
Organism: Miscanthus lutarioriparius
Lineage: Eukaryota; Viridiplantae; Streptophyta; Magnoliopsida; Poales; Poaceae
Source: the annotation of a GenBank genome assembly